CUGGACACUUGUUCCACUUUCGUGCCCAGUUUAAAAAGCUCCGUUUCUACGCCGGAGAGACCCUCGCCUCAGCUCUGCGUUGAGACGUGUAGCGGGAAGCAAACUUUUCUCAGCGUUCCUAGUCGUGACUGUUACGGGCGCUCAGUGAGUCAGCCCAGCAGUCCGGACGUAUGGAGUACAGUCAUCACUGGCAGUCCGUUUGGGCCGGCUCGACCAUGCGUGAAGCCGGGCUGCACAGACAGCGACUCGGAGGACGACAGCGCGGCACCCGGCAGUGAACGAUGAUAGAUUUAUGUAUUUUUAUGCUCCCUCUACCUUAUUUCUAAAGAAGACAUGUUUUUGUACAGAGAAGUGAAGAGGGCAGAGUAACGUCUGAUUAGAUGAUCCAAAUAUAAAUGCCCAAAUAACCAGGCAAUUCUGUAUUGCCCACCCAAAUAGCAAUAUUUAAUUCAUGAAAGGAAUAUUGCAGCAGUGCUCUCGUUGCAUAAACUAAAUGGAACGAAAUAUAUGCAUCUGGACAUGUCAAGGACAAAAUAAACAAAUAGUCUGCGUAAUGUGCAAGCCUCGCGGUUUUUGCUGCUGAAUUCCCGCGUGAGUUGGCGGAUUCCGGACAACGAAGAGGGGGAAAUGGAGAAAUGAGGUCUGAAAAGGAGCCGAGGACAGGAAGCAGGGAGAGAGGCAGCGUCGAGAUCCAGUUCAGGGAGUGUCCGAGGGAGCAGGACAACGUCGCAGUGAACCCGAAGCACAAGGAGGAGAAAAAAGAGAUUUUCACCAAGGUUGUCAUACGCCGCCUGCCACCUAGUCUAUCAAAAGACCAGCUCGAGGAUCAUCUGAGUCCUCUUCCAUCUUUUGACUAUUUUGAGUUCUUCCCCGCUGAUCAGAGCUUAUACCCACAUCUCUUCUCCAGAGCAUACAUCAACUUCAAAAACCAAGAGGAUAUUAUUAUUUUCAGGGAUCGUUUUGAUGGCUACGUAUUCAUUGACAAUAAAGGUCAAGAGUAUCCAGCUGUUGUAGAAUUUGCCCCAUUUCAGAAAGUCUCCAAGAAAAAGUUAAAGAAGAAAGAUGCUAAAGCAGGAACCAUUGAAGAAGAUCCAGAAUACAGACGAUUUCUGGAAAACUACUCUUGUGAUGAGGAGAAAUCAAUGGCCAACCCAGAAACACUAUUGGGAGAGAUUGAAGCUAAAACACGAGAACUUGUAGCCAAAAGGACGACACCCUUACUGGAAUAUAUUAAAAACAAGAAGUUAGAGAAACAGAGAAUAAGAGAAGAAAAGAGAGAGGAAAGGCGAAGGAGAGAACUGGAAAAGAAGAGACAGAGGGAGGAGGAGAAGAGGAAGCGCAGAGAGGAGGAGAGACGAAAGCGAAAGGAGGCCGAAAAGCUGAAGAAGCUUUCUGAAAAAGAGAUAAAGAUCAAGCUUUUGAAGAAGUGUGACCGAGACGAUGACGUGGACUCAGACAGACUGAAAGAUAAAGGAGACUGCGGAGGGACAGAAAAAAACAGAUGGGAAAAAACGGCAGGAAAUAAUAAGCCAAAAGAGACUAAGGACAAUAGGGGCCAAAUUGAGAGUGACAAGGACCAGCGAGAAGGUCAUGGCCGUCGCCAGAGGGACAAAGAGCAUCGCGGCAGAGACGAGGAGCGUAAACGCCAGAGGCAUCAUUUGGAGUUUGAUAAGUUUAUGCGACGCAAGGAGGAAACCAAAUGGGGUAAAGGCUACUGCCAGGACAGGGCCAAGAAAGACCAACAUCAUGGCUAUUCCUACUGUCCAGAGACAGGAGACAAACUGGGAAAAGAGGACAGAGAUGACAUGGCUAGGAGGAAAGAACGGAUUCGUAAUAAGUCUGUGUUAGUGCAUCAGGAGAAAAGGACUUCCCAGUCUGAGGGGCCAGACCAGAUAGGAGGGGCUCUGCCAGCAAAGGACCGACCAGCAAUGCAGCUGUACCAACCUGGUGCACGAAACCGCAAGCGCAUGGGCUCCGGGAACAAUAACUUUGACUUUCCACCCAUUUCUCCUGAGCACGGAGGAAAGCAAUGCUACAAGACGAUCAUAGGGACAGGAUCUGAGAAUAGUGCAGAUGAGUGAAAGUAGACCACAGCAGGAAGACAUCUGCUUAAUAGAAGUCUACUUGUAGAAGCAAGAGUCAUGCCAGUACAGGAUGAACACUCAACUUCAACCUUAUUUUCUGUUGUUUCUGUUUGAUGUGUGAGUAUAGUGCAUACAAUCCCCCACUUAAUCUUUUAAACAUAGAGUUUUCCGUAUGUACAUGUAAUUAUUAAAUCAUUAUCUUUAUGGUUACCAAAAUAACUGAUUCAUACUUCAUAAUCAUUUAAUUGAGAAAAAUACCUAAUCAUUUACACAGAUCAAGAUUUGUAUGCCUUUUACCGUGCAAGAAAUAGAUUCCUUUAGACAAGAGAUUUUAGAUAAUGUAGAUUUUAAUGUAAAUAAAAUCAAAAUGUGUUUUAAUUUAAAUAUGUAAAAUGUAUCUUUUGGUUGACUCUGUUUUAUCGUGAUGAAAGCGACAGGAAGUGGUAAAGGGGAGGGGUAGAGACAUAUUUUCCUAUAAGAGUAAAACAAUCAGUGCAAGAGUGCUACAUUGCAUUAAUUAAGCAUUUAAGCAUGUAACUCAUAAUUUUCACACUGUAAUGCCUUUGAAUGAUGCCUAUAUUGUCCCUGAUGUACAGACCUCAUGGCUUUUGGUGUAUUUAUGAGUAUAUAGGUUUCAAACAGCUAACUUUAGAGUAUUUUUUUUUCACCUGCGAGCCAAGAAGAACAAAAAUGUUUAAAGGGUAUGAAGUCUUCUGUUAGGUCACAUGCUAUUUGGUGAUAAUUCUAUACAGUGUGCAUGUUUUAAGAAACGAAUGCAGUCAUUCAGGGGUGGGAAACUACAUGGGGUCACAUGCCUUACCAUUGUUUUGCUUUUGAAGAUCCCUUCCAUUAUUAAAUAAAGAAUUGAAAGUUUUUAGAAUUAUUGUUUAGUAAAGACCAGCAAUAAAGGUAAUUCUGUAGAAAACUUCAAAGCUGUUAUACUGUAUUUGAUGGAUUGACUAAUUUAGUACAAUAAAGA
This is a messenger RNA of Xyrauchen texanus (razorback sucker), 3063 nucleotides long. RefSeq names its product UPF3A regulator of nonsense mediated mRNA decay (gene upf3a). Gene Ontology annotation, cellular component: nucleolus; cytoplasm. The transcript is spliced from 12 exons. Lineage: Eukaryota; Metazoa; Chordata; Actinopteri; Cypriniformes; Catostomidae. Gene Ontology annotation, molecular function: telomeric repeat DNA binding. Bases 636 to 2081 code for a protein of 481 amino acids. The record is from RefSeq and is a predicted model, not a curated record. Gene Ontology annotation, biological process: positive regulation of translation; nuclear-transcribed mRNA catabolic process, nonsense-mediated decay.